Molecule: messenger RNA, 2778 nt
Organism: Lineus longissimus
Lineage: Eukaryota; Metazoa; Nemertea; Pilidiophora; Heteronemertea; Lineidae
Product: stromal membrane-associated protein 1-like
Exons: 12
Coding region: 83-1645 (520 amino acids)
Cellular component (GO): cytoplasm
Molecular function (GO): metal ion binding; GTPase activator activity
Source: RefSeq, a predicted model, not a curated record
ACCAUAUUGAAUCACAAAUUGACACAUUUGAGGAUUUUACAAUUUUGUAAAGCAAUUUAUCUCGUUUAUUAUAAGCCUCAGAAUGAACAGGACACAAAGAGAGAAAGAUAAAUCAUUGCAGGAGAAAAAUCAGACCAUAUUGUCUCAAUUACUGAAGGAUGAAGACAACAAAUAUUGCGUUGAUUGUGACGCAAAAGGACCAAGGUGGGCAUCGUGGAAUCUAGGCAUCUUCCUUUGCAUAAGAUGUGCCGGCAUUCACAGAAAUUUGGGCGUUCAUAUAUCACGAGUCAAAUCGGUCAACUUGGAUUCAUGGACAGCAGAACAAAUGCAGAUGGUCCAGGAGAUGGGUAACAGUCGAGCGCGAGCAGUCUAUGAGGCUAAUCUCCCCGAUGAUUACAGGCGCCCACAGACAGACUCAGCAUUAGAAUGUUUUAUUCGCGAAAAGUACGAAAAGAAGAAGUACAUAGCCAAAGAAUGGAUACCACCACAGCCUAAGUCCGCUUCAAGUUCUGUCACUGAGGAGAGGAAGGAGAAGAAGCGACCGAAACCGAAGGCGACUGCCCAACUUCAGCUCAACUCGACGAGUACUAGUAGACCCAAGUCGAACACAUCGGCCACAAGUCCUGGUCCAGUCUCAGCACCCAAGGCUCACAAACAACCCCCUGCUGAGAAAAAGGCGGCCGCAUCUGUAGAUCUUUUAGGAUUAGAUCAUCCUAGUCAAGGCGCUAUCUCUGCCAGUAACACGAGCAAUAGUUCAGACCCAUUUGGCGACUUCCUCAGUGCUGCUCCCACCACGACGGCAGCAAGUCCUGAUAAACCAGCAGAGCCAGCAGCUCCACCUGCUGCUACAGAAGACAAUGCUUCAUUAUUCGCAGACAUGACACUAGGGGCAGAGAAACCAAAGUCAACGAAAGAUUCCAUAAUGGCGCUUUACGGGUCAGGUGCGGGUCAAUCACAACAGAUGUUUGGUGUACCAGGCGCUACUAAUCCCACUCCACCCAUGAGCACUGCCAACACUGGCGCCACCUUUGGCUAUUAUGACGGUACUAACACUAACACGAACUAUGGCUACUACGAUCAGGCUCCCGCUGCUGGUGGCGUUAGCGCCAAUUAUGGUUAUUAUGAAGCGGGAUCAGCUAACCCUCCAACUAGUGGCGCUACUAACUAUUACGAUCAAGGUGGUAUGUACAUGCCGCAGCAACAAGCGCAGUACGGGAUGAUGCAGAACGGUGCAAUGGCCCAACAGAAUAACCUAGUACAGCAGAACAAUCUGGUACAGCAGAACAAUAUGGCUCAGCAGAACAAUAUGGCUCAGCAGAAUAACAUGGUACCUCAAAAUAAUAUGAUGGCAAAUAACUUGGGCUUGAUGCAGCAACAGUCACAGCAAGGUCCGAUGAUGAACCAGAAUAUGGGUAUGCCUGCCGGGGUCAAUAUGAAUAUGAUGGGUGGCCAGCCCAGUGUCUACAACAACCAAGUACAACAACAACAUUUAAGUCAGAUCCAACAGCAGAUGGCCUCUAUGAAGAUGAACAAUCCCGGGAUGGGUGUUGGCAUGCAGCAGCAAGCACAGCCAGUCGGAGCUGGAGGCAUGGGCUGGGGCACACAGCAAGCAGGACACACACUCUCAAACAACCUGUGGCAAUGAUAGUACUGUGGUUUUAGGCUUUGUUCUUUUUCUUAAUGUGAUAAUAUAGUGUCAACAACCAGCGUGCAGUAAGGCUCUGCCUGGUUCAGAGGUUGGUUUGUACAUUCCAUUGAAGUCGACUCAUGCCAUCCAGAUCCAGUAGAAAAGUGAAGAAAUGGUGCCGUAGCUGCCAUAAAAGUUAAAAAGUUGAUGGAUGCAAAUUCUCUGGAGCAGAAGUGCAAGAGUUUUUAUUCAAAUCGGAGGAAUCUCACUUCUUCAAUUGGUACUGAGAAGGAGAGCUCUAAUCGGAAAUUUUUCAGAGAUACAUGUAGCAGGUAUUCAUUUUAACCAUACCUCGGUGCAUUCUAGUCUAAAUGACACUGCUGGUGUAUGCCAAAUGAUGCAGUCUUCGCUAUGGUUUGGAGUAUCCUUAUGCUGGUUAUACUCUGGUCGGCCGUGAUUUGGAGUACCCUUAUGCUGGUUAUACUCUGGUCGGCAGUGAUUUGGAGUACCCUUAUGCUGGUUAUACUCUGGUCGGCCGUGAUUUGGAGUACCCUUAUGCUGGUUAUACUCUGGUCGGCCGUGAUUUGGAGUACCCUUAUGCUGGUUAUACUCUGGUCGGCCGUGAUUUGGAGUACCCUUAUGCUGGUUAUACUCUGGUCGGCCGUGAUUUGGAGUACCCUUAUGCUGGUUAUACUCUGGUCGGCAGUGAUUUGGAGUACCUCUAGGCCUAUGGGCACUGAUUUGGAGCACUGUGUUGGGCAGUGGUUUAACCACUUAGAUCCCAACCGGCCGAUAUCUGGCCACUGACUCUCAUCUAUAUAUCCCAGACCGCCCCGCCAGUACAUACCUAUUCUCGAGCGACACCAUCGCCACCUCUAUUUAAACAAUGAAACUAAGCCUGGUUUUUGGGAGGUUAGGGAUCUAUCUAUAGACAUUCAGUGGCGCACUUGUGCAGGGGUGCUUUGGGGGGUCAUUUUGGUCGAAAUUUGCUGAAAUGCUCCAGGGAAAUAUGGGGAGAUGUUCCAGGAUCUAAAGGGUUAAAGUAGACGAAGGGUCAUUGUUCAUGAUACAGUACUGCUGUACAUAUUACUCUGAGCGUUUCAGAUUUUCAGAUGACCCUUGUUGAAGAUUGUCCAUUGCAUUGUAUUUAU